Messenger RNA from Lepus europaeus (European hare), 3507 nucleotides. RefSeq names its product ERGIC and golgi 2 (gene ERGIC2). The record is from RefSeq and is a predicted model, not a curated record. Gene Ontology annotation, biological process: endoplasmic reticulum to Golgi vesicle-mediated transport; retrograde vesicle-mediated transport, Golgi to endoplasmic reticulum. Lineage: Eukaryota; Metazoa; Chordata; Mammalia; Lagomorpha; Leporidae. Gene Ontology annotation, cellular component: endoplasmic reticulum; membrane; COPII-coated ER to Golgi transport vesicle. The transcript is spliced from 14 exons. The coding region runs from base 129 to 1262 and encodes 377 amino acids.
UUCUCGCUCUCGCGAUACUUCCGGGAACACGGGAGCCCGGGCGACCCGGGCUUCUGUGAAACAUGGCGGUCGGCUGGGACCGUAGCACAAGCAUGACUGUAUGAAAGAAGAAGGAGGCGUUCCUGAAGAUGAGGCGACUGAAUCGGAAAAAAACCUUAAGUUUGGUCAAAGAGUUGGACGCCUUUCCCAAGGUUCCUGACAGCUAUGUAGAGACUUCGGCCAGCGGGGGUACAGUUUCUCUGAUAGCGUUUACCACUAUGGCUUUAUUAACAAUAAUGGAAUUCUCAGUGUAUCAAGAUACGUGGAUGAAGUAUGAAUAUGAAGUAGACAAGGACUUUUCUAGCAAAUUGAGAAUUAAUAUAGAUAUUACUGUGGCCAUGAAGUGUCAGUAUGUUGGAGCAGAUGUGUUAGAUUUAGCAGAAACAAUGGUUGCGUCUGCAGACGGUCUAGUUUAUGAACCAGCAAUAUUUGAUCUUUCACCACAUCAAAGAGAGUGGCAGAGGAUGCUGCAGCUGAUUCAGAGUAGGCUACAAGAAGAGCAUUCACUUCAAGAUGUGAUAUUUAAAAGUGCUUUUAAAAGUCCUUCAACAGCUCUUCCACCAAGGGAGGAAGACUCGCUGCAGCCUCCAGAUGCGUGCAGGAUUCACGGGCACCUCUACGUCAACAAAGUAGCAGGGAAUUUUCACAUAACCGUGGGCAAGGCAAUUCCACAUCCCCGAGGCCAUGCACACUUGGCAGCACUUGUCAACCAUGACUCUUACAACUUUUCUCACAGAAUAGAUCAUUUGUCUUUUGGAGAACUUGUUCCAGGAAUCAUCAAUCCUUUAGAUGGAACUGAAAAAAUUGCUAUAGAUCACAACCAGAUGUUCCAGUAUUUUAUUACAAUUGUGCCAACAAAGCUACAUACUUAUAAGAUCUCAGCAGAUACCCAUCAGUUUUCUGUGACAGAAAGGGAACGCAUCAUUAACCACGCUGCAGGCAGCCAUGGCGUCUCGGGGAUAUUUAUGAAAUACGACCUCAGCUCUCUGAUGGUGACAGUGACCGAGGAGCACAUGCCGUUCUGGCAGUUUUUUGUGAGACUUUGCGGUAUAGUUGGAGGAAUCUUUUCAACAACAGGAAUGUUACAUGGAAUUGGGAAAUUUAUAGUUGAAAUAAUUUGCUGUCGUUUCCGACUUGGAUCCUCUAAGCCCGUCACUUCUGUCCCUUUUGAGGAUGGCCACACAGACAACCACUUACCUCUUUUAGAAAACAAUACACAUUAGCACCUCCUGAGGGAAGGAGAAGAACUUUUUGCCUGAGACAUAAAACCUUUUUUAAUAAUAAAGUAUUGUGCAAUAUAUUGAAAGAAAAGAAAAUAUGAAUGAGAAGCAGAAAACACACUUAUUUAAAAAAGAAAAAAAGGAAAAAAAAACCCAAACCGAAAUCCUCUGUACGUUGUAUCUGUUACGAAUGCAGCCGAUCAGUGAGUCAGCCCAGGGAGUCCUGCUUUGAAGAUGGCUCCGGCUCCCUUCACAGCGUGCGGGCAGCACUGCAAUCAGACCUGACUUCCCGAUGACAAAAAGCCCAAGGAAAGAAGGGAAACCACACCUACAGAAAGACGGCACUGCCAAGUGCAAAUGUUUGCGUCCUCUUGUUUUUAAAAGAUACGAUGUCAGAAUAAAGUAUGUAAAACAUAUGGAAAACUAGUCUAGACUUUAAAAAUUGUAAUCAGGUCACGUUGUUAAUAAAGAAAAACAGGGACUAGUCUCUGUAAAUUAGCCAUAUUCGUGUUAAGCCAUAUGGACAAGACCAUUUAUCCACUCAUUUGGUCCGAUGAAGCUAAUUGCUUUCCUUUGCACUGUGGUUGUUGAUUUUUCUCUAAGUGUUCAGCAUAGUGUCUUGGAAGACAACGGUGAAUUCUCUGGGCAGGUGUGAAGGUGCUGUGAGAUGUGACAGAGGUGUCAUUCACAAAUUGUAUGCUGGAGACUUCUACAGGAGAAGAAAGCACAUUUAGAAAAAGUGUUAAGUUUCCACGUCUGAUCCUUUGCAUCUUGCUGUACUUCAGAGGGCACAGGGUGAAUAAAAAGAUCCAAUGCUGAUGGUGAAAUGAUCAGCUUGUACAGUAUUAAAAGGAAAAGUAGACUACUUUUUACAUGUGAUGAGUAGGGAACAAGCUAACUGUAAACUUUUAUAUAAAACAGAAGUCAAGGCAGAUUUUAAGUACUACAAGAUCACGUCCCAUCUGAGAGGUGCCAUAUUAAAACAAUGUCUGCUAAUCUGUAAAACUGGAUUAUGAAAAAAGUUUUUGCAUUCAGGGUAUCCUGAAUGUAACUAACUCUGUAUUAGAUUGUGUGGUUCUAACUUCCUUCCUAAUUUAUGAGUUAGUUUGAAGUUUCUAGAGUAUAAAAGAUUAAAAAUAAUGAGAGGGUGCUAUCUUGCAGGUGCCAUUAAAAACUGUAUUUGAAAUAUGUGUGCCAACCUAAGUUUUCCUUUUAUAAUCACUAUCUGAUAAUAGAAAAAUUAUCAACUAGUACCCAAAGUUUAAAUCAUUUAAAGACUUGACUUGAAUGAUGGUUUUAAAGAAUAGCAUGUCACAAGAUAGUUUUUCAAAUGAAUUUUUUGAAGAUAAAAUAAUGCUCUCUUCAAAACAGUAGAAAUAAUGGAGAGAGAGUAAAAGUGACAGAAUUACUUUGCAGUACAGUAUGUUUAGAAUGGUGCCUUUCAUAAAAUAACAAAGGCAUCAUUGUAUAAAACAGAGUAUGAAGAGCCACCAGCUUCACAGAUGGGUGACACAGCUUGCUUUGAAAGACUUAAAUCCAGAAAAUCUGAAAUGAGUUAUCCACCUCUGGACUUUGUAUUUGUUUUCUUUAGAUACUAUUUGCAACAACGUUGAGUUAGGAACCAACAGAGCAUCUGUCAAAGGGAAAUGCAGUUGGAAGGAGCUGGAAUUGCAGCUGUUUCAGACUGAGUGUCGGUCUCCGGAGUCUGCUUGUUAGGAAAUCCAGUCUUGUUUCAGAGUUUUAUUUUUGAUAGGAAAAUAUUGAUCUGGGAUUACUUUUUUAAACUUAGGAUUGUAACAGUUAAGUAUGUUUAAAACUUUUAUACUUACAUUUGAUUUUUAAUUGCUUCUAUCUUCUCCAAAUAUCCUAUUAAAAAUUUUAAUGAAAUAAAUCCAUUCCAUUGAGAGUAACUUGGCACCGAGUUCUAGUCUGAAAGUUGAAAAGGCGCCCAUCUGAAGCUCCUCAGAUGGUCAGGGUCAGGUUUUUGGCCUCACCAAGUGUGUCUCUGAUUGCAGAGAGCACCUUACUGACCUACUAUUAUGACACUUUAUCUGUGCCUGGGCUCCCUUCUACCGUGAGUCUGUGUUGUAUUAAUCCAGUCCUCAUCUUCAUUUUAGUUGGGUACUUAGUAUUUGCUGGUAUGAAUUCUAGCCUACGUAUUUAGGCCUCAAAUUAUGUGACAUGGAUUUUUAGGAUCUAUGUUUGUGUACAUUUGUCUCUGAAGAAAAUUAAAUAUUUAGGUGACUGA